Molecule: messenger RNA, 664 nt
Organism: Onthophagus taurus
Lineage: Eukaryota; Metazoa; Arthropoda; Insecta; Coleoptera; Scarabaeidae
Biological process (GO): innate immune response; central nervous system formation
Cellular component (GO): extracellular region
Molecular function (GO): Toll binding; growth factor activity
Source: RefSeq, a predicted model, not a curated record
UAAAAACGUCACCUAAUAAACAUGGAUAUAAAUAUAAGCGAAAAGUUACUUUAUUUUUAUAAACCGCUGAAAAAUGUUCGUUAAUAACUUCAUUUUCGCCUUUUUUAUAACAACUUUGAUUAACUUUGCUUUUACAUCAUCAUUAACCAUCUCAAAAGAAGAAUUAGAUCGAUUAAAAAGUAGCUGCAAGGAAGAUUUUUGUGAAUCGGUGGAAAAUUACCCAGAAAUUUUAAUUAAUCAACUUUUAAAACAAAAUGAUGCCAUUGCAAAAGAAUAUUUCAACGGAUCAUUACCACCGAACAUUACUAAUCGGGACAACAUCGAAUUUACUAAUAUGUGUGAAGUUUCCGAAUAUAUCGUUGGUCCAAAAAUCUUUAAGGAUACCAAAAAUAUUCCCAGGAUUAUAGUUAAUACCGAAGAGUAUCAUCAAUAUGUUCUAUUAAAAACUUGUGGAUCUAAAGAUGGUGAUUGUACAAAGACACCAAUUCCUGGCCACGAAGUUCGAUGUAUUCCAGAAAAAAUAAAUAUUAAGUUAAUUUUUUUGGAUGAAGGGCCAAGUUUUGGAGUUGGAAGCUUUGAUAUGUAUGGGGGUUGUGCUUGUGCUUAUAAAUCAAUUACACAUAAUAAAUAACUUUAUUUUCAAUAAAACAAUAUUUAAAGUGUC